Triticum turgidum subsp. durum (durum wheat) is the source of this 633-nucleotide messenger RNA. The record is from the annotation of a GenBank genome assembly. Lineage: Eukaryota; Viridiplantae; Streptophyta; Magnoliopsida; Poales; Poaceae.
AUGGAGGCCAGCGGCAUGGCUGAGGCUCGCCGCCCUCCGCACGUCGCCAUGCUGGUGACGCCCGGGAUGGGUCACCUCAUCCCGCUGGCGGAGUUGGCCAAGCGCCUGGCCGCGCGGCACGGCGUCACGGCCACGCUCAUCACCUUCGCCUCCACGGCGUCCGCCACGCAGCGGGCCUUCCUCGCCUCCCUCCCGCCCACCAUCGCCUCCAUGUCCCUCCCGCCCGUCGACCUCUCCGACCUGCCCCAUGGUGCCAGCCUCGCGACCUUCAUGUCUGAGGAGUGCGUCCGCUUGGUGCCGGUGCUGAUCGGGGUUCUGACGGGGCUCAUGGAGACGACGCGGCUGGUGGCCUACGUGGCUGACGUCUUGGGAACAGACUCGUUCGAUGCUGCCGUGGCUGCCGGCGUGCCGAGGAGAUACAUGUUCUUUACGGGGAACCUCCAUUGGCUCACGCUCAUCCUCCACCUCCCGGAGCUGGACGACACGAUGCCCGGCGAGUUCCGGGACCUCGCUGAGCCCGUCAGGCUGCCUGGCUGCGUGCCUAUCCCGGGGACGGAAGUCAUGUCGGCUCUCCAGGACAAAUCCAACCCCAGCCAGGGACGGAGCUCUCAUGUAGCCACUGGUGUCAAUUGA